This is a messenger RNA of Drosophila biarmipes, 1240 nucleotides long. RefSeq names its product U-Kazal-Dg21.2-like. Lineage: Eukaryota; Metazoa; Arthropoda; Insecta; Diptera; Drosophilidae. The transcript has 5 exons. The record is from RefSeq and is a predicted model, not a curated record. The coding region runs from base 51 to 389 and encodes 112 amino acids.
ACCUGUUCAGUUCAUUCGCAAAAUCAAAGGCUAGCAGAAAGUUAUUCGUUAUGAAACCGGCUAUCUUUACGUGUCUUUUACUGGGCCUGGCCUUCAGCCAAGUUGGUGCCAACUGCUCUGGAGAUUGCCCCGAAACGGAGGAUGUUGUUUGGGCCCUUGGUGCCGGCUGCAGUGUUUUUCGCAACAAAUGCUACUUUGACCUGGAGAACUGCCAGCGCAAGCCAGCGUUGACCAUCGCCACCAAGGAGGAGUGCCAAAAGCAAUGUGCGGAUAUUUGCCCUGCGAUCUACCAGCCGGCCAGUGGAACGUACAAGGGUCAACUUCGCAAUUUUGGAAACGAGUGCGAAAAGAGGGCUCACACUUGCCGAACUGGCGAAACGUUUCUGUAAAAUACGCAUCGAAAAAGCGAAUAAUGCAUCAUGAUAAAUAAGAAAAAUAAAAUGAAGAAAAAAUAAAACAAUGUAAGAAUAAAAUUAUUUCGUCUAACUAGUGGGGGAUUUUGGUUGAUAAUUUAUCAUAGAAUUGCACAGUGUGUUUCUAAUCGCAAUUUGAUCAUUUAGUAUUUCUAAGUGCUCAUUUACUAAAAUAGAGCUUUUGCUUGUGAAAUCGUAUUUUCCACAGAACUAAUUAAUUACUUACUUAAUUAGGUACUUAUUUAAUCCGUAACUGUAGACCCUAUAUAAUCUCAUCAAUAACAGAAAUAAAAUUUAAUUAGUAAGCUAAUUUCGCAAGCUACCGAUUCAUCAUAUAAAAUAAAAAGGACUACAAUACGUUGCAUCUCAAACUGCGUCCCAAACUCACCGAAAUAUAAUAAAUAAUUCCGCGCAAUGAAAGCAUACGUUACGGUGUGCCUGAUUUUUGGCUUUGUCCUUAGUUCCGGCAAUGCCGCCUGUCCGGAAACGGAAGAUGUUGUAUGGGCUCUCGGGCACCGUUUAAUAGGCUGUCAAAAUUUUCGCAAUAAGUGUUAUUUUGAGGAAGCAAAAUAUUCAGUUUUCAAUAUAACUACCAAGGAGGAAUGCCAGAAAUAUUGCCUCGGUCUUUGCCCCCUUAUUAGAAGUCCGACGACAGGCAAAUAUAGGGGAGAUACUAAGGUGUUCAUCAAUGACUGUCUUAGACGUUAUCAUAACUGUCGCACUGGUGAAACUUACAUUAAAAAUCACGCGAUUUCCUAAAUCUGUACAUUAAUAUAGAUUUUGUAUAGAAAAAAAAAGUUUGAAAUAAACUUCCUUUUUUAACAGAG